Molecule: messenger RNA, 2160 nt
Organism: Colletotrichum orchidophilum
Lineage: Eukaryota; Fungi; Ascomycota; Sordariomycetes; Glomerellales; Glomerellaceae
Exons: 3
Coding region: 1-2160 (719 amino acids)
Cellular component (GO): cell division site; plasma membrane; growing cell tip
Source: RefSeq, a predicted model, not a curated record
AUGUUGCGACCGGCGACUCCCAUGUCGGUGCUGCUCUUUGCGGCCUUCGCAUUGCUUCUGCUGUCUACCCUAUCGACCCCGAUUAUCAAGGCCAUUCCGCUGGGCAGUUUUAAGGGAGCCAACUUUGGAGUCUUUGGAGUGUGUAAGGCAAACGGCGCUUGCGAAGGUCCUGAGAUUGGCUAUGACACGACACGAGUUUUUGGAGCUGCGGACAGCAAGGGGGCCUUUGAUCUUCCAGACUCUGCCCGAAACACCCUCUCCGCCAUCUUGAUCGUACAUCCUGUCGCGGCUCUUGCGACCCUCAUCAUGUUUAUCAUGGCCGCCGUCGCUCACCUUCACUCACCCUCUCACUCAGCGAGAUAUCUUCUCGCCCUCUUCAUCUUCUCCUUCAUCGAUUUCCUCAUCUGUCUACUGGCCUUCCUCGUUGAUGUUCUCCUCUUCGUCCCUCACAUGGCAUGGGGCUCAUACAUCGUUCUUGCUGCUACUAUCCUCGUUGGAAUGAGUGGUCUGGUCUCUUGUGCCAUGCGCCGCAUGCUGGUUAGCAGAAAGGCUAGGAAGAAGAGGAUCGCUGAGAACGCCGAGAUGAGCGGAGAGAACUACUACAACCGCGAAGCCCAGGUGAAGACUUCUGCAUCAGUCGCCUCUCAGCCUGCUUUUCCCGUUGUCAGCGGUGGAAACGGCAUUGACAAAAUGCCGACUUUUGCCUCAUUUGAAUCUCAGAAGAAGGAUGACCAGGUCAGCGAUGAACGCAUCCCUCUCACAGCAAGAAGUCCCGUCAAUGGCUCUCAAGGCGUCAUGACCGCAAGUGAUGCUCCUCCUUCACGAUCUGGCUCUGCUCCGCCGAUCCAGAGAGAUCCUUACGGAAACCCGAUGCCGCCUCAAGAUGGUUUUGGACCAAGGAGAGGGCCCUCGCAAGAACGCAUGAGAGGCAGAGGCGGCAUGCCUCCUGCAGGAUUCAGAGGACGCGGUGGUGGUUAUGGUGGCAGAGGUGGAUACAAUGGCUACGGCCCUCCGCCUCCAGGAAGAGGCGGCUAUGGGCCUCCCGGGCGAGGAGGUUACGGUGGCCCCCCUCCCGGCGGUCGAGGCGGAUAUGGACCGCCACCGCCUCGGGGCGGUUUUGCACCAAACGGUAUGAGAGGAGGCCGCCCACCUCCGCCGGGCUAUCAGCCCGGGCCUGGCGGUCCCGGUGGUCCUGGACCUUACGAUCGUCGACCCAACCCAGCCAACGGCUAUGGCGGCCCCCCUCCCGGUGGCCCCUACGGAAGUCGUCCUAUGGACAUGGCUCCAAGUUACACCGGUGCGAACAACAGCACAAACCCAUCCCUCCCAUCUAUCCCUCAGCAACAGCAGGGAUAUGAAGCCUACAACCCUGAUCGUCAGAGCUUGCCGAGAGCUGAAUCACCACCGCCUCUCCCUGGCCAUGAUGGACCCCCGCCGGUCGGUCACGCCGUUGAGAUGGACGCAUCUACAGGAAGCCCCGCCCAAUCACCUCCGGGCUUCGGUCAGUUCCGUGACAGUGACGCUGACAUCGCUGGCAUGGUCGGACUUCAGCAGCAACAAAGCGGUGAAAACAGAUCCCACCCGCAGCGACAUGACACGUACAUGAGUGAGGCAAGCAGGUACAGCCAAGACGAUGCCUAUGUCCCGCCUCGUCAGGCUUGGAACCAGAACCAGAGCUCAUCGCGCACGGCGUCUCCGCUGCAACAGCAACACUCUGCUGAGAUGCUUAAUCGAAGCUCGCCUGCGCCAGCAGCCAGUGACUAUUACGAAGAUGUCGAUCCGCGCUUCGCGGACGCGCCAGCACCGGCACCGGCUCCCAGAGCAGGUCCCCCGCCUGGCCUUCAGGUACCUCUACCCGCGCCCAAUAUGUAUGAUGACGCUCAUGCGGAUGCCGGUGCACGUAGUCCUGGCGCCGAGUCUGAUCUCUCCAACUUUACCUCGAUAUCCCAGAGAGGGGUUAACCCGAGGUGGAAUCCUGCGCCGCCUAUGCCAGGUUAUGGUCAGCCGAUGCCGCCUCGACGGCCCGUCCAACAGCGACGGCAAGACAUGCUGUUGAACAACAAUCCCGACUUUGAGCUUCCUGGCAGUCGGUUCGGUCCCCCAUCCAGAGCAGGAGGCACCGGCAUGAUACCCGGCAGUGCAUACCCGCAAGGCCUCUAA